Molecule: messenger RNA, 1458 nt
Organism: Fusarium venenatum
Lineage: Eukaryota; Fungi; Ascomycota; Sordariomycetes; Hypocreales; Nectriaceae
Product: histidine phosphatase superfamily
Cellular component (GO): fungal-type cell wall
Molecular function (GO): acid phosphatase activity
Source: RefSeq, a predicted model, not a curated record
AUGAAGGCCCCCAUCGUCGCUGUAGCUGUACUCGGCACUUGCUGCCACGCAAGCCAUGCCAAAUCUGGCAGCUCAAUUGACCCAGUGCAGCCCGUCCUCCUUCCGGACACAGCGGCCGCAAAGAACCCUCUAUCACAUCUUGGCGGUAAUGGACCGUGGCAUAUAGGUGCCGAUAUUACCGGUAUUUCCUCUGAUGUGCCAGAAGGCUGUCAGGUCGACCAAGCUGCCUACGUAUCACGUCAUGGAUCCAGAUAUCCUGAUACAGGUGCUCACAAUGGGUGGCUUGAGAUGCAGCGCAAGUUCCAAAGCUCCGACUAUACUGCGACUGGACCUCUGGAGUUCCUCCACAAUUGGAAAAGCCCUUUGACCAAUCCUGAAAUCCAGAUCGCCCAGCUCAGCAAGACUGGAUACAAGGAGCUUUUUGACAUGGGAUAUACCAUUCGUACUAGAUAUCCCGAUUUAUACCGCGAAGGUGAAGAAUUUGUCGUCUGGGCCAACAAUUAUACUCGAGUUAUUCAAACCGCUCAACUCUUCCUUCACGGUUUCUUGGGAACAAACUCCUCGCUAGGCACGGUCGUGUCCGUUACUGGUAGAGAUGUGCCUGCUCAUCUUGGCGAUACUCUUGCUCCCUCGGACAUGUGCCCGACAUUCGUGGACGACAGCAGCAAGCAGACCGAUGCUUGGCGAUCCAAGUGGCUGCCCGCCUUCAAGAAGCGAUUAUCCCAGUAUAUUGAAGGCGAUCUAGAUCUAGAAGAUGGGCAAUGGAAUGACUUCCCGUACAUUUGCGGGUUCGAGUCUCAAAUUACAGGUCGUCUUUCACCCUUUUGCAGUACCUUCAACCAGAAGGAGCUGGAGCAAUACGAAUAUCAGCAAGACCUAAGAUACUACUACGGUGUUGGACCAGCAACUAAGGUUGCCUCUAAGAUGAUGGUACCCUUCCUCGAUGCGUUGGUGCAGCGUUUCGUUGCUGGACCCGAUGCUACCGGUACCAACUUUGAGGGUAAGGAAUUUAAACUUCCCAAGAUCCUUAUGAGCUUUUUGAACGACGGCCAAUUGAACGAGCUCGCUGUUGCCACUGGUGUAUACGACAACCAAAAGAAAUUACCGGUCGACCGUAUUGCUGAGGAUCGUCUCUGGCGCAACUCGGACAUCUCUCCCAUGCGAGGUACCAUUGCCUUUGAGCGUCUCACCUGCAUCGCCAAGAAAGGACGUCCCGGUCAGAAGUACAUGCGAAUUCUUAUCAAUGACAGGGUCUACCCAGUGCCAUCAUGCAAAGAUGGACCAGGAAGAUCGUGCUCUCUGGCCAAGUAUGCUAAGAUCACCAAGGACCGGCUUAAGAAGAAUGGUAACUUUGCGAAUCUUUGUAACGCGACGGAUCCUGCUACGCCUUCCAAGGUUCUUGGAGCAAGCUUCUUUACGAACUUGGCUCAACCUCACUUGAAGCCUGUUAAGCCAUAG